AUGUCUUCUGGCUUGCUGCUGUUAGUGAGCUGCCUAUGGCUCCCCUUGAUUGUUUAUAGUGCCUCCAGUGAUGAGGUGGAAAUGCAAAAAUGUGUGGAUCUUCUGAACACCCAACGAUUGGUCUACUGUUGUGGAAAGUCUUUCCUUGACAAAUUCCUAUUCGUGGGCAGCAAUUGUACGCCCUUCUGGGACGAUUAUGGACCUUGUCGCUACGAAUGUCUAUAUAAACACUGGGACCUCCUCGAUCAGGACAAUAGAGUCAAAAAGCCGGAGUUUUAUUUAAUGGUCACCAGUUUGUAUAGUCCCCUGAAUGGAUAUUACCAAUAUGGAAACGCUUUGAAGGCAGCCCACGAAAUCUGCGAUGCCCUCGGCUCCAGGCACUCCGACUUUCUGUUGCUCUACUCCAAUCAAAUGACUGGUCAAAGGGGAAUAGAUUCCUCCACAUGUUUACCCUACGCGAUGAUCCAUGCCAAGUGUACGAUGAUAUAUCUAACCGCCAAUUGUCCCAGUGAAAACUGGAUGGAGGAGAGGGAGUGCAAUAAUCUGAAAAGAGUGUUGGCCAGUUGCACCAACAAACUGGACGAGAAAUCGGAUGGAAUCAGGGACAAGUCGGAAUCCACGGAUAAUGGGUGCGAAGUCACAGUUGCGGAGGAACUACGCCUACUCCUGACCAGUUUCUUAAGUCUGAUAAUCUCAAAGUUCCUGUCUGAUUUCUAGGUGUACAUCAGUAUACAUCCGUUGUUUACACCUAGA
Messenger RNA from Drosophila ficusphila, 753 nucleotides. RefSeq lists its product as uncharacterized. The transcript has 2 exons. The coding region runs from base 1 to 717 and encodes 238 amino acids. The record is from RefSeq and is a predicted model, not a curated record. NCBI's taxonomy places the organism in Eukaryota, Metazoa, Arthropoda, Insecta, Diptera, Drosophilidae.